This is a messenger RNA of Chlorella variabilis, 1499 nucleotides long. RefSeq lists its product as hypothetical. Bases 68 to 1240 code for a protein of 390 amino acids. The transcript is spliced from 9 exons. The record is from RefSeq and is a predicted model, not a curated record. NCBI's taxonomy places the organism in Eukaryota, Viridiplantae, Chlorophyta, Trebouxiophyceae, Chlorellales, Chlorellaceae. Gene Ontology annotation, biological process: glycolipid biosynthetic process. Gene Ontology annotation, cellular component: plasma membrane; mitochondrion; lipid droplet.
GGCACGCCCGUGGACUUCGAAAGCAUUUGCACUUGCGUUUUAGAGAACCAGAGGUUGCGGGGGCGAGAUGGCCGCCAGCAGGCCCCACGACCUUGUAGUCCUCGGAGCGACUGGAUUCACUGGGAACCGGAUCUGCAAGGAGGUCCUCAACAGCGGGUUCAGCGGGAAAUGGGCGGUGGCAGGACGCGAUCGCGUCAAGCUGGAGCGCCUGGCAGCGUCGCUGGCUGGCAACGACGGCAACGAGCCUUCCAUCGUUGUCGCUGACGUGGCCGACCCCGCCUCCCUGCUGGAGAUGGCCAAGUCUUGCCGCGUGCUCAUUACCACAGUAGGCCCGUUCCGCCACUGGGGCGAGCCGGUUGUCAAGGCGUGUGUGGAGGCUGGCACAGACUACCUGGAUGUGUGUGGCGAGCCAGAGUUCAUCGAGAGAGUGGAGCUGCUUUACAACGAGACAGCGAAGCAGGCGGGCUGCUACCUUGCCUCUGCCGUCGGCUUCGACUCGGUGCCGGGCGACCUGGGAGUCGCGUACACGAUGAGCCUGUUCAAGCCCCCUGCUCGAUGCACAGUGGUGGAGACCGCUUUGACGAUCAGGGGUGGGCCUAGCGGCUUCAAAGGCCACUACCCCACGUACGAAUCAGCUGUCCAUGGCUUUGCAUCUGCCGGGGAGCUGCGCAAGCUCAGGAAGGAGGCGGAGCAGGCAAGGGCGGAUGCCUCUGUUGUGCGGCGCAGCAUGCAGCGCCUUGUUGAGGCGGGGCAGCCGGCGGCCAACGUCAGCGUCGUCUUCACGCUGCCCUCGCGAUAUUACCUCACGCUGUGGCAGGGCUUUGGGUCGAUGUUCCAGUUCCUGGCCGGCAAGCCGUGGGGCCGCAGCCUGCUGCUCCAGUACCCACGCCUGUUCACGUAUGGCAUGUUUUCGCACGAAGGGCCCAGCGAGCGGCAGCUCAGCGAGGCCAGCUUCCAAUUCACAAACAUCGCCAAGGGCUACAGCAAAGGUGCUCCCGAGGCGCCGGAUCAGGCGCCCGACAUAGAGAUCGUCACACGUGUGAGCGGCCCUGAGCCGGGCUACAUCAGCUGCGCCAUCUUUGUAGUCCAGGCUGCCAUCACCCUGCUGGAGGAGCGGCAGAGCCUGGGGCUGCCCGGGGUGCACACCCCCGCCUCGCUGCUGCGUGACACCACAUACAUCGACCGCCUAAGGUCCCGCGGCAUCAAGUUCGAGCAAGUGCAGGACGCUACGGUACAGUAGAGGGCGGACCUCCAGUGGCGGCAAAACCCGAGGGCCAACGGAUGCAUGUUGGAGUCGCUGACCGUCGUUUGGAGCGGUGAUCGAGAGGCGGGAGGUUGCGCCUGGUUGUUCAAGCCCACUGUGUACGGCACUUGCCAUGGCAUUGUGCCGCCUGCCUGCCAUCAAGCUUUCAGAGUCGCCGGGGAAGUUACUCCCCACAAUGAUGCCAAUGUUCAACAUACAGAGGUGGUUGGAAGCAGUCCUGUAAAUCAGAAAUAAG